Messenger RNA from Thermothelomyces thermophilus ATCC 42464, 2717 nucleotides. RefSeq lists its product as uncharacterized. Bases 343 to 2580 code for a protein of 745 amino acids. The transcript is spliced from 3 exons. Gene Ontology annotation, molecular function: RNA binding; translation initiation factor binding; translation initiation factor activity. Lineage: Eukaryota; Fungi; Ascomycota; Sordariomycetes; Sordariales; Chaetomiaceae. Gene Ontology annotation, biological process: translational initiation. Gene Ontology annotation, cellular component: eukaryotic translation initiation factor 3 complex. The record is from RefSeq and is a predicted model, not a curated record.
GGCUUCCGUUUCCAAUGUUACUGGAAGGUAGAUACCGUUCCUGAGUCCCUUUUCACCUCAUUAGCUACCUGAACAGGCCCUGCAUUCAUGGCGAUUGCUGCGUAUUGUAGAAGUAGCAAGUUCAGGGAAUCGCUAAACGCACUGUCUAAGUGGGGCGUUUUCUGUUACUCCCAAAAGUCGGAUCUGGCUGAACCCCACCAACAUUCUGCGCAGCGCACAAAAUCUCGUCAAUUAUCCCGACGACGAUCUCCCAGUCCCCGCGGCAGCAACCACAUCGGCCACGCACUCCGUUUUCGCAGCAAUCCCACGAUACGGACAAGCAAGCCGAACUGAUUGCCCAGCAUGGCGCCGUCGUUCGACCACUUGCGCGAGGAGGACCUCGACGAGGAAGACUUUGACAUGGAUGAAGUCGACAUCUCGGAUCUCCGCGAAAAAUAUGAGGUUCAGCUUGAGCAGGGCUAUGACACCUUUGUCGUCAUCGACGGGUUGCCCGCUGUCACCGAAGAGCAAAAACCCAAGCUUAUCAAGUUCCUCCUCAAGAAACUCAACACGGUCGGCAGGACCAGCGAGGACGCGAUCUACAUGCCCAUGGGCGAUGAUGGCAUGUCGCUGAGGUUCGCCUUUGUCGAAUACUCGUCGCCCGCCGAAGCUGCCGCGGCUGUGCGGCAGCUCGAUUUUGUUCCCCUCGACAAGAAGCACACCCUGCGCGUCAACAAGCUCACCGAUAUCGACCGGUACGGACGGGAAGGCCGUAUCGAUGAGGAGUACAAGCCCCCAAAGAUCGAGCCGUUUCAAGAGAAGGAGCACCUCCGGUCCUUCAUGGCGGACCCGAGCGGGCGCGGCAGGGACCAGUUCGUCAUGUUCAGGGGGGACACUGUGGGCGUCUUCUGGAACAACGAGAAGGACGAGCCGGAAAACAUUGUGGACCGGCAACAGUGGACCGAGACCUUCGUUCAGUGGUCGCCUAUGGGGACAUACCUCACAUCAGUGCAUGCGCAGGGCGUACUACUCUGGGGUGGCGCUUCUUGGUCGAGGCUGAGGCGAUUCCCUCACCCUUUCGUCAACCUGAUUGCCUUCUCGCCCAACGAAAAAUACCUGGUCACUUGGUCGAACCGCCCGAUUUCGAUUCCGGACAGCGGCCACCCUGCCCUCUCGCUCGACGAUGAUGGCAAGAACUACGUCAUCUGGGACAUUGAGACCGCAAAGCCCUUACGGUCAUUUGCGCAGCAGGAUACAACCGGGGACGAUCCGGUCGCGAAGAAGGCUGCCAAGUUCCCCUGGCCCGCUUUCAAGUGGUCCGCUGAUGACAAGUACGUGGCGAGGCUGAACCAGGGCACCUCCAUUUCCGUGUACGAGCUCCCAAAGAUGAAUCUCCUGGACAAGACUGCGAUCAAGAUUGAGGGCGUCAUGGACUUUGAGUGGGCGCCCGCCACUCCACGCCGGGACGGUGUCAAGACGUACGAGCAACUGUUCUGCUUCUGGACGCCCGAAAUUGGCAGCAACCCAGCGAGAGUCGGUCUCAUGAGCAUCCCUUCCAAGCAGAUUGUCCGUUCCCUCAACCUCUUUAGCGUGUCCGAUGUCAAGCUCCACUGGCAAUCCGAUGCGGCGUACAUCUGUGUCAAGGUCGACCGGCAUUCCAAGUCCAAGAAGUCGCAGGCUACUACCCUGGAGAUCUUCCGCGUCCGGGAAAAGGGCGUCCCUGUUGAGGUCGUUGACACUAUUAAGGACACGGUCAUCAACUUUGCUUGGGAGCCCAAGGGUGACCGGUUCGUGAUCAUCACCACAACCGAGCCGGUCGGCGCCACCGCGGUGCCGCCCAAGACGGCCGUUUCCUUCUUCUGCCCAGAGAAGGCCAAGGGCAACGCGGUGGGCAAUUUCAAGCACCUGCGGACACUGGACAAGAAGAACAGCAAUGCCAUCUACUGGUCACCAAAGGGCCGCUUUGUUGUCGUGGCCACAAUCCACAACGCUCAGAGCUCCGACCUCGAUUUCUUCGAUGUCGACUUUGAAGGUGACAAGCCGGAGAGUGAGAAGGACCUCACGGCGAAUCUGCAGCUCAUGAACACCUCGGAGCACUACGGCAUUACCGAUGUCGAGUGGGAUCCUUCAGGCCGCUAUGUCGCCACCUGGGCGUCGGUGUGGAAGCACGCGAUGGAGAACGGCUACCACCUAUACGACUUCAAGGGCGAACUGCUGCGCGAGGAGGUGAUCGAGAAGUUCAAGCAAUGGGCGUGGCGCCCCCGCCCUCCGACUUUGCUCACCAAGGAGGAGCAAAAGCAAAUCCGCAAGAACUUGCGUGAGUACUCGCGCAUCUUUGAACAAGAGGAUGCCGAGCGCAUCAGCAGCGCGGACGUCGCCGUGGUCGAGGCCCGCCGCCGCCUGCUACAGCAGUGGUACGCCUGGCGCCAGAGCGUGGAGGAAGAGCUGGCCGAGGAGCGCGCCGCUCUGGGUCUGCCCGAGAAGCCCGUGGCCGAGUUGCUCAAGGAGAAGGCGGCGGCCGCGGCACCCGCUGGCGAGGAGCAGGUCGUCGAAGAGGUCAUGGAAGAGGUGCUGGAGGAAACGGAGGAGAUUGUCAACUAAGUUUCUCAUAUCCAGGGCAUUAUGUAAGGCCAAGAGGCUGGUUGGAGCGCGUAAAAUUUGAUUUGUUUCCUCCGCGUGGGCGUCUCUGGGCUUGCUUCAUGUUUUUGCGCUCAGCUAUAUCAGCAUUUGCGGCAAAG